AUGAAGAAGAGAUUGGCUCUCUUGGUGGGGUGCAACUACCCCAACACCCAACACGAGCUGCAUGGGUGCUAUAACGACGUGGAAACCAUGCAGACUCUGCUCACUAACCGCUUCGGCUUCGUGAAGGAAGACAUCAAGAUCAUGAUUGACAAACAAAAUGAGCCGGAGAAGCCAACGGGGGACAACAUCAGGACGGCGCUUGUAGAUAUGAUCCAUGGAGCUAACAAGGGAGACACCUUCUUCUUCUUCUUCAGUGGGUUAGGGGCGCUGUUUGAAAGCCUUGAGAACGAUAACAGUCCAGCGAUCGUCUCUUGCGAAUUCGAUGCCAUCAGGGACAACGGAAUCCUGCUCAGCAGCUGCAGCAAGAUCCAGAAAUCGGUUGAAGUGGAUCCUAACAACAAUAAGUCCAAGGCGUAUGGUGCUUUUACCAAUGCUGUCGAGACGACGUUGAAGAAGCACCCAGGGCAGAUUACCAAUAGGAAGUUGGUCCAACUUGCGGAGGAUUUCUUAAACUUGAAAGGGAUCGGGCAACACCCGUGUCUCUUCUCCAGUGACAAGAAUGCUGAUGCACUUUUCCUGGGACAAAAGAUAGGGAAGAGCGUGUAA
Molecule: messenger RNA, 606 nt
Organism: Magnolia sinica
Lineage: Eukaryota; Viridiplantae; Streptophyta; Magnoliopsida; Magnoliales; Magnoliaceae
Product: metacaspase-9-like
Exons: 2
Coding region: 1-606 (201 amino acids)
Biological process (GO): proteolysis
Molecular function (GO): cysteine-type endopeptidase activity
Source: RefSeq, a predicted model, not a curated record